GGCAGAGGAAGCAGAAGGAGAGUCACAGGGAUAGGGUGAAGCAUGCAAGGUAAGUUUGCCGGAGUGAAGGAGGUUGCCGAGGGGAAGGGGGAUCGAGGGGAGGAGAAGGUCGGGGGGGGAAGGGGCCCAUCAGGAUGUGGGAUCGAGGGGAGGAGAAGGUCGGGAUGCCAGUCAGGGUGGGGAUAUAGGAACCCGAUGAAGUGCAGGGGAAAGAACGCCAGGGCGACAGGGAUUAAUCGUGAGACAAGAAGAGGAACAAGAGGAAGCAGAGGAAGAUGUAGCUGCAUUUCCUUCAUGGCGCUAACCGCUGCUCAUCGUGGAUGGGAUGCCCUGCAUGCAGACGUGGGAGAAGGAGAUCAUCACAGGUUUCGACGUCCACAGGUUUCGUCAGCAGUUUCUUUUUCCCGGUGUCCAAGGACCCCAAUCUCUAGCUUAGCACGAGCAAGAAGAAGGGGGGGGGGUGUUAGGCUUAGCUACUGUACUCUUCACCAUGUAGGGAUUGCAGCGUUGGGCAGGGGGUCGGCGGUCCGAUGGCCGCUCCCUCUGCUCAGGUUAGGUGAGAACAAUGAGGGAGGCGGCUUCAUGGGUUGUGAUAUUUCCGCUUUAGGAAAGGAUCCCGUGUGCGCUGGUUGUGACGGAUACGACAGUUGCCCCAAUCAUCUCUUUUCCGCUUCUUCUCCUCCUCCCGCUCCUCUUCCCCUUCUUCGCCCUCGUUCUCUUCUCCCUCCUCAUCAUUUUCAUGGCUGGACCAGGAAGACGAGGAAGAUGGGGGGAAGGAGUAUGGCUGUUGUCCCCAGUGCAGUGCAUGGCGAUGGUGUUGGGCGUGUUGUUGUCGUCACAUCGGACUCUGGUGGCGGGAAGUUGCAGGAAGAGACUAGGAAUGUCCUCCGACAUGCCGAGGGUGUGCUGGAUGCUGACAUGGCGUAUCUGACAAGGACAGCAAGGUUGGUUCAGUGGUAUCCCGGCCAUAUAGCCAAGGCCGAGAGGGAUCUGAAGCAGCAACUGAAGCUCGUUGAUGUCGUCAUAGAGGUGCGCGAUGCGCGGAUUCCCCUCGCAACCACUCAUCCUGACAUCGAUCAGUGGAUUGGUGGACGAUUGAAGAUCAUCGUACUUAAUCGACAGGACAUGGUGUCUUCUGAAGACAGGCGAAUAUGGUCUGCCUACUUCCGUCAGAAUGGGGAGAAGGUGUUUUACACAGAUGGUCAGCAUGGCGUCGGGAUUCAGCAACUGCAGAAAGCCGCUUCCGGGAUAGGAAAGUCCAUCAACUCGAAAAGGAAAAUGAAAGGAUUGCUGCCCCGUUCAGUCCGCGCUGCCGUUGUUGGGUUUCCUAAUGUGGGCAAGUCGGCUCUCAUUAAUCGUCUCCUGAAAAAGCGGGCGUGUGAAAGCGCCCCGCGACCAGGAGUAACGCGAAGUGUUAGAUGGAUUCAGAUCGGCGAGGAGCUGGACCUGAUGGAUGCCCCAGGUAUCCUCCCUAUGCGCAUCGCCGAUCAAGCGGCCGCUGUGCGUCUGGCCAUCUGUAACGAUAUCGGGGAGGCUUCUUAUGACGUGGCGGGAGUGGCCGCCAUCAUGAUAGAGAUGAUUCGACGGAUGUCCUGGGUGCGCGUCAAUGCUGUGAGUGAUAGGUACAAGAUAGAUGCAGCAUCAGUCAGUGGGGAAGAGCUUCUGUACAGGCUGGCAGAUCGGUUGUUUGGUGGGGAUAUAGAUGUGGCAGCGCAUAGAGUGCUCAAAGAUUACAGAAGGGGGGCACUAGGGUUGUUUGCCUUGGAACGUCCCCCAAAACCAAAACCCCUUUGAGUAAAAGCGAACAAUUAAUUGAUUUCAAAAAGUUGGGGUUAAAGAACAAAGGAUGAAAUCUAGA
Molecule: messenger RNA, 1858 nt
Organism: Chara braunii
Lineage: Eukaryota; Viridiplantae; Streptophyta; Charophyceae; Charales; Characeae
Source: the annotation of a GenBank genome assembly